Messenger RNA from Gekko japonicus, 1611 nucleotides. It is a transcript of the gene RFTN2, whose product is annotated as raftlin family member 2. The transcript has 8 exons. The record is from RefSeq and is a predicted model, not a curated record. Lineage: Eukaryota; Metazoa; Chordata; Lepidosauria; Squamata; Gekkonidae. The annotation marks the transcript as partial.
CACUGCUCAGGGGGCCGGCUGUGAAUUGACGUGGCAUGGAAAAUCUCAGCUAAGUUUGUAGCUCUUGCUACGUUCCUGUUAAAGAAGCACCACGCUCGUUGAGUUGGGAGCCUGGAUUCACUCUCUGGGCCGGGAUAUAAAAUGGAUAGGAGAUCCCCUCAUUUUCUAAUUCGGGGGCUAAAUGUCGUUCCCCCCCCUUCGGCUUUAUGGCUGAAAGCAAACAAAAUCUAAAACAGAUUUUUGGUAACAUUUUUCUCCAGCCGGAGAAAGAGGAUUUUCCAGCACUCUCCAUUCCUGCCUCUCGCCCCUGUUUCUGCACCUUUACUCCUCUUUUUUUUUGCAGACUUUGCCAUGGGGUGCGGACUAAGGAAACUCGAAGAUCCGGAUGACAGCAGCCCGGGAAAGAUAUUUUCAACACUGAAGAGACCUCAAGUAGAAACAAAGACAGACUGUGCUUACGAGUACAUAUUGCUAGAUUUUACAUUGGAAGGUUCCUCGAAUCCAGAUGUUAUCAAGAUCAGCUCUGUGCUGGAUAUUGCAAAAAAGGUAGAGGAUUAUUACACUAAAGGUUAUGUGGUAGGAGCCAUUCACCCCGUUUUACUAUCAGCUGGACGAAGAAAGCACUUCCCAGCAAGUCAUUUAUACAGAGUUGUCCUGUGGCGUCUCAAAUUAAGCCCGAAGCAUUCAGCAUCCAGAGCACACAGGCAACCCAAGCUUGUGAUCGAGGAGUGUCCUUUGGCGUACGAAACCCUCACAAACGAGGAGGUGAAGGGUCUGUUAGAGAAGAUCAAUGAUGCUGCCAAGAGAGGGAUGAAGUUUGUGGGCUUUAUAACACAGCCAAGCCCUCAGUCUCAAGUCUGCAAUGGCACCAGCCCAGAUGGAAGCAUGGAGCCUGAUCCGACACCGCGCAGGAGGAGCCAGGAACAGCAGAGACCCGGCUCCGACGAAAACCUCAAGAACUGGAACGGAGGGACGCUGAGCGGUCAGUCCUCCGAGAGUGGGAUCGAAGAAGAAAUUCAUCCCGACAGCCGACCGUGUCCCGAUUCUGACUUUCAAGAUGGAAGAGAAGGCAGCCCUGGGCCUAUGAAAUUAAGGAAAGGAGAAGAUAACAAACUGUAUACUGUCUUCAACGUGUUUGAGGAUGAUUCUACCUGCUGGACGUAUCACGACGGUGUUUUAUCUCUCAAAGUGACAAGGAAAGGCCCCGUGAUUAGUACUCUGGAUGCCGAUUGGCUAGAAUUAACCACGUAUUAUUACAAACAAGGACUGUCGUUAAUCGACUCGUUUGUAUACUGGGAGGCUUCUAAAGUUGAUCACCUAUCCAAAUCGUUAGAAGGCUUGUUUAUAUAUGAAGAGGAAGGCUCGGGAGUCCCAGGUUCCAACAGGAAAGGAAAUGAUACAAUAGUCGUAGAACAGUGGACUGUCAUUGAGGGCAGUGAGAUCAAAACAGAUUAUGGUCCUCUGUUGCACACGUUGGCUGAGUUUGGCUGGCUUUUAACAUGUGUAUUGCCUACUCCGAUCAUCCGACUGGACAGGUGCUACUGGACUGGGAUUUUUUCGUUGAUGUAUUCUUUUCCUUUAGUGAUCGACUCGUUUGACCAAAGGUCUCAA